AUGGAGGUAAUUUCGAGAUCUCCUCCAAUUUUUCAAGAAAUUGAGAAUACAGUUGAUAAUAAUGAUAUAAUUGCACAAUCUGGUGAAAAGAAUAUUGUGGAGAAAGAGGUAGUUCAAAUUGAUUUUGAUGAUAUUAAGGAGAAGGUCGAUUUCUGGAAUUCUGCAAUUGUGCGUUACGUAAUGGGAGCUAAUCCUCUCAUUCAUGUAAUGGAAGGAUUUGUUCAUAGAAUUUGGAAGAAUAUUAAAGUUGAUAAGGUUGCGAUGAUUCACAAAGGAGUUUUUAUUGUGCGAUUCUCUAGCAUGGAUAAUCGUGAUAAGAUAUUAUUAGGACAUUACUUCUUUGAUAAUGAACCACUGAUACUGAAAUCAUGGGUGGCUGAUAUGGAUUUCAUGAAAGAGGAUCUUAGAUCGGUGCCUGUGUGGAUUCAAUUGAAAUUGAAUAUUAAGUAUUGGGGGGAAAAGGCGCUAUUCAAAAUUGUUGAGCAAAUUGGUAAGCCAAUACAGAGAGAUGAAGCUACUAAAAAUCGACAUAAAGUCCAGUUUGCAAGAGUGCUUGUGGAGGUUUAUUUGUCAGAGAAAUUAAUAGAUCAAGUUGUUUUUGUGAAUGAAUAUGGGGAUAAAAUUGAAGUAGAAGUGAAGUAUGAAUGGAAACCAGUGACAUGUGAGAAAGAUUUUAGGCCUGAAGAUGUAGGUGGGACUGAAUCUGUAUCUAAAGGCAUAACAGUUGAUCUAGAUGGAUUUCAGAGGGCUUUAAGGCUAAUCAAGGUUAGGGUGUCACAGACACAAGAGACAAGCACAGACAAUCAUUUUUCAGCUGCGAGAAGAAGGGUGAUAGUGGUCAAAGAAAUGACAAGGGAAGGGGGGACCCUUCCAACACUAAUGGAUAAAAUUAUUAGUUGGAAUGUCCGAGGGAUCAAUAGUCCAAGGAAGCAGAAGGAUGUAUUGAGGUCCAUUCAGAAGCAUAGUAUUCUGCUUGUUGGUCUCUUGAAAACCAAGGUAAAGGCAUGUCAUCUUGGCAACCUUUAUCAAAAUGUGUUUAAUUCAUGGUGCUUCACCUUCAAUAUUGGCUAUCACCCAGGAGGGAGAGUAGUUCUAGCUUGGAAUCAUGGUGUGUUCUCUGUAAGUAUUAUACAUAGUACUGAUCAAUUUAUUCAUUGCUAUGUUCAGCCUAUUAGUGGCAGAACAAGUUUCUUUUGCACUUUCAUUUAUGCCUAUAAUGAAAGUGCAAGAAGAGAGUCUUUGUGGGCAGAUUUGAGGAAUGUCAAGACUAAGGAGUUGUGGCUCAUUAUGGGAGAUUUGAAUUGUGUUAGGCAUGUGCAUGAGAGAAUUGGUGCCCCAGUUAGAAGUGGUGAAAUGGAGGCUAUCAAUAGAUGUAUGAUAGAGUGUGGCUUAGAUGAUGUGAGAAGCUCAGGAUAUUAUUUGACAUGGAAUAACAAGCAGCAAGGCAAUGUAAGAGUUUUUUCUAAAUUGGAUAGAAUCAUGGAAAAUGAAGCCUGGUUGAAUGAAGGUAAAAAGCCAUUUAAGUAUUACACAAUGUGGAGAUUAUCCAUUGAGUUUAAUGCAAGAGUGAGUAGAUGUUGGAACACUCACAUUGUAGGAUCAAAAACGUAUGUUGUGUGCAAAAAGAUGAAGCUGAUUAAGAAAAAAAUGCAGGACCUGAAUAGAACUGGAUUUAAUGAUAUUCAGGCAGCUGAAGUCAAGGCUUAUCAAGAUAUGCUUGCUGCACAGGCUAAGAUGCAUAGCAAUCCUAGUAAUCAAAGGCAGAUAAUUAAUGCUGUCAAAGAGUACAAAUUGAAGCAUAAAGCUUAUUUAGAGUUUAUUUCCCAGGUGUUGUUGUUCUAUACUUCUUUUGUAUAUGUUCUACGUUUUAUUAUUAUUGAUGUUGCCUAA
Beta vulgaris subsp. vulgaris (sugar beet) is the source of this 1890-nucleotide messenger RNA. RefSeq lists its product as uncharacterized. The transcript has 3 exons. The record is from RefSeq and is a predicted model, not a curated record. Bases 1 to 1890 code for a protein of 629 amino acids. Lineage: Eukaryota; Viridiplantae; Streptophyta; Magnoliopsida; Caryophyllales; Amaranthaceae.